Molecule: messenger RNA, 2237 nt
Organism: Chilo suppressalis (striped riceborer)
Lineage: Eukaryota; Metazoa; Arthropoda; Insecta; Lepidoptera; Crambidae
Source: the annotation of a GenBank genome assembly
GUCAAUGUUAGCGCUUCCUUCAGUGCACGUUCAGAGAAGAGCGCGCGCGCAUCCUGCGUGAGCGGUGCAGUACCCGCCCUCGACCGUAAUGUUAAUAUUGUUCCGACGGUAUUGAACGGGCUUUGGACGUUUUCGAACACGAGCAAAAAAAAAUUUUGAAUUUUUUUUGGAGGACUUAGUGACUUUCAAAUUUACAUGAGCAAGUGAUUUCGAUUGAUCGCACUGAUUUAUCUACCCUGACGUUUCACCGGGCGAUCGAUCACGCAGCGAACCGAUAUAUGUUGGCGACAUCGUUCGAUAAUCGAAGCGACGGACGUCCCUGCUGCGUGACUUUUUUUUCUCUCGUCUUCUUCUUAUUCAAUAAUUUAUUUAUCCUCAUUAAGUGUGAUGGACGAGACCGGUCACAUUCUUAAAGAUUACUCAUUUACGACGCGCUGAGGUUUUGAACUUUGGGCAGUGGGUGGGUGUUUCGGGACUAAUUGAUUUGCUUUGGACCAUAUUUUUCGUCAUCUAAGUUUGUGUGGUAGUGCUAUAAAGAUGGAGACCUUGGUUCUGAUACCCCAAGAGCUGAGUUUGGCGUUAAGGCCCGGUGGUGCGAGAGGUCGUGAGGCGUCUGUCAGCGUUUGGUCUUCGACUGAGAUCCAACGAGGAGCACUCCUCUACCCUUUCCAAGGCACGAUAAGGAUUGACAAACUCCAUGUCUACUCGUAUGUGCCAGAUCAUGACAUAAGACAUCGGUUUGGGCUAUUCGACGAAGUGUGCACCUCGGGCGGAGUACAAGUGAGACACUGCAAUUGGGUCAGGUUUCUUCGGGUUUCAGAAAAUUACGGACCCCAAGUAAAUUUAGUAUGUACGAAAGUCAAAGGCGAGCCAGUGUACGAGGCGGUGAAACCAGUGUCGGCACAUACGGAGCUGGUGGUCUACUACCUACCUGAGAGACCUGAAGAGAUGUUCUUUGUCAGAAUGAGGAAUAACCUGUACAGACAAACAAUGGACUCCAUUUUAGAAGAUACACCGUUAGAUCUGUCGACGUCACUACUGUCAAGAGUUUUGUUACCAAUUUCUCCACCAUCGGGUGCAGAGGAUGAACACAAAUCUGUAUCGGGGGAUUCUCUUACAUCAUCGUCUGCUGGUUCGUCAAGUGAAUUAUUAGAAAUGACCCCGAAAAUCCAAAGAAGACCAGCUAAGUCCGAAAGAGCUUUAUUACCUUGUGAAGUUUGUGGGAAGGCGUUCGACAGGCCAUCACUUCUCAAAAGACAUAUGAGGACUCACACUGGUGAAAAGCCUCAUGUGUGCAUGGUCUGCAAUAAAGGGUUUAGUACAUCAAGUAGCUUAAAUACCCACAGAAGAAUACAUUCCGGGGAAAAACCUCACCAGUGCCAACAUUGUGGGAAGCGGUUUACUGCCAGUUCCAAUCUGUACUAUCAUCGGAUGACACAUAUAAAGGAGAAACCUCACAAGUGCAGCCUUUGCUCCAAGUCGUUUCCAACUCCGGGUGACCUCAAGUCUCACAUGUACGUCCACAGUGGAUCAUGGCCCUACAAAUGUCACAUCUGCUCAAGAGGAUUCUCCAAACACACAAACUUGAAGAAUCACCUGUUUUUACAUACUGCGAAACAUCAGAAGAACAGCGCGAGAGAAGCUACGUGAACAAAAUGUCUGCGAUUUGUUUAUGACAAAAAGAAGUUACAUAUCUAUGUUUAAUGAUAUAAAAGUGUGAUACUAGUAAUAGUUAAUUUUAAGUAUUAAUUUAUUAUUUUAAAUAUUUCGUCAAGCUAAAUCUGGUUUUAAGUUUUGAUAUAGGUAUCUGUAUCAUCCCAUAAAAGACUUUAAAUUAGGGCGCAUUUUAGGGUUAGUCGCUUGAGAAGUAAAUGAACUAAUAAAAAAAGACUAAAAUUAGUGAGUUACGUAAAUGACAUUUAAAUAAAAUAAUAUUUCUUAAGAAAUUGCAUAUUGUUUUUUACAAAUAUUAUGAAGUGUAAUUUAAUUAACGCAGUGGUUGUGUUUGGUAUAAAAGUAGACUAUAAUUUGUAAAUAAAAAUGUAAAUAUUUUAGGUUUAAGAUCUACAUAGGUUUAUGUAGCUUGGAGUAUUUUUGAUAUACAUACAUUGAGUACGUAUAUUGUGAUUUCAUAUAACCGUCCAAAUGAUAUCUGUAUAUACGUAUAUUGCAACCGUCGACAUUUUACAAAUCAAUAAUUUAUGAAAAACUAUUUAUACUAAGAUAAGUUAUUCGAG